GGUUUUCCUGCUCCAAAUUUAGUGGAAUUCAUAGCCUCUUUUGUAACUUCUGCGUUAGAAUGGGAAUAGAGAAAAUCCUAAAUCUAGCCAUUAAACUUUCAUGAUUUUGGCAGUCAAGUCUCUAAAGAUUUUCUUAGGUCAUUUAAAAGGAGAAAUUGCAGGUAAGAUUUAUACUAAUUACUCCUUAUGUUAUUCAUUUUCUGGGGUCAUGGGGUCAUGGGAUCAUGGAUGCAUCCUAUUUGACCAUAUAUACUGUUCUCUGCAGGCUUAAUCUUAAGUUCCCUUUUUCUGAUGCUAGUUCUGGGUUCAGCCUAUCAUCUUUAUAGAACUCGCAAGAUAGAAAGAGAACAUCAAGUGAAGAUAGAAAAAUUUCUAGAGGAUUACAGAGCCCUUGAGCCCUUAAGCCUACUCGAUAUUCAUAUAUUGAUAUACAGAGAGUUACAGAGAAUUUCAAAGAUAAAUUGGGGCAGGGAGCCUACGGAACCGUGUACAAGGGAAAGCUUUCAGAUGAAGUGUUUGUUGCUGUGAAGAUCUUGAACAAUUCAGUGGGAAAUGGAGAAGAAUUCAUCAAUGAAGUGGGAACAAUGGGGAAAAUCCACCAUGUUAAUGUUGUUCGAUUGGUUGGUUUCUGCGCAGAUGGGUUUAGAAGAGCACUAGUUUACGAGUUCUUACCAAAUGAUUCUCUGGAGAAGUUCAUAUCUUCGGCUGACAUGGAAAGCAGUUUUCUUGGCUGGGAGAAGCUGCAAGAAAUUGCUCUUGGAACAGCCAGAGGAAUUGAGUAUCUUCACCAAGGCUGCAAUCAACGGAUCCUUCAUUUCGAUAUUAAACCACACAACGUCUUGCUAGACCAUAACUUCAAUCCAAAGAUUGCAGAUUUUGGACUUGCAAAGCUCUGUUCCAAGGAUCAAAGUAAGGUGUCCAUGACAACAGCUCGGGGGACAAUUGGAUAUAUUGCACCUGAAAUAUUCUCUAGGAACUUUGGUAACGUAUCCUGCAAGUCAGAUGUCUAUAGCUUCGGAAUGUUGUUGCUGGAAAUGGUUGGGGGAAGGAAGAAUGUUGAUGUUAAAUCAGAGACUGAUGUCCAAAUUUAUUUUCCGGAGUGGAUAUAUAAUCUCUUAGAACAUGGAGAAGACUUAAGGAUCCAUAUUGAGGAGGAAAAAGAUGUCAGGAUUGCAAAGAAACUGGCAGUUGUGGGACUUUGGUGCAUCCAGUGGCACCCAGUGGAUCGUCCUUCAAUGAAAGCUGUUGUUCAAAUGUUGGAGGGAAAUGGAGAGGAUUUAACCAUGCCUCCUAAUCCUUUCGCUUCCUCCAAUGGUCCAGAAAGAAUUCAUCCGAGUGCUUUAGGAAGGCGCCGGUUCCCCGAGCUAGAAGCCAUCUCAGAAUCCAACCAAGAAACAGAGGGAGACCAUGUAUGAGCAUCUAAGAUAGAUAAUGAGAGAAUUUAGUGAAUAGUGAUUUGUAAAAUGGAAUAUAUCAAGUUAUGCACUUGUUCUUGAUACUUGUAAAAUCUCAAGAUGUAUACCCACUAAAUAAGUCGAAACCUAUAUG
Rubroshorea leprosula is the source of this 1548-nucleotide messenger RNA. NCBI's taxonomy places the organism in Eukaryota, Viridiplantae, Streptophyta, Magnoliopsida, Malvales, Dipterocarpaceae. The record is from the annotation of a GenBank genome assembly.